Polyodon spathula (Mississippi paddlefish) is the source of this 4128-nucleotide messenger RNA. Its product is annotated as procollagen-lysine,2-oxoglutarate 5-dioxygenase 1-like. NCBI's taxonomy places the organism in Eukaryota, Metazoa, Chordata, Actinopteri, Acipenseriformes, Polyodontidae. Gene Ontology annotation, molecular function: L-ascorbic acid binding; procollagen-lysine 5-dioxygenase activity; iron ion binding. Bases 45 to 2372 code for a protein of 775 amino acids. The transcript has 19 exons. Gene Ontology annotation, cellular component: endoplasmic reticulum. Gene Ontology annotation, biological process: peptidyl-lysine hydroxylation. The record is from RefSeq and is a predicted model, not a curated record.
GAGCUAUCGCUUUAAAAAAUCUUCCUGUAGAAAAGAAGAAGUUAAUGCAGGAAAAAAAAGGGGCUAUAAAGCCUGGAAGUGAAGCUGCGCUUGCACAGUGUUUCCAGAACACAACUGGAGAAGGACGGCAGUCAGGAGUAUUAUUAUUAAUAUCAUUACACUUUACAAUGCAGACCGAUGCCUUGGUACGAAUACUGUCUGGGAUCUGGAUCUCAGUUUUGCUCCUUGAAGUUAACUGUACCCAACAGAAUCCAAUCCCCGAAGAAAAUCUUUUAGUUUUGACAGUGGCCACCAAAGAGACAGAUGGAUUCACACGUUUCAUGAGAUCAGCCAAAGUCUUCAACUAUACCGUUAAGGUGCUGGGCAGAGGGGAGAAAUGGAGAGGAGGGAACUACAAGACUGCUUCAGGGGGAGGUCAGAAAAUCCGUCUCCUGAAGUCUGCACUGGAGAAGUACGAGAAGGAAGAUCAAGUGAUCUUGUUCAUUGACAGCUACGACGUGGUCUUCGCAUCAGGUCCCAAAGAGCUGCUGAAAAAGUUCCAGCAAGCCAGCCACAGGGUGGUCUUCUCUGCAGAGAGCCUCGUAUGGCCAGAUCGGUACCUGGAGGACAAGUACCCCAACGUCCGGGAGGGCCAGAGAUUCCUCAGCUCAGGAGGUUUCAUGGGCUAUGCACCCAGCCUGAAGAAGAUGGUUGCAGAUUGGAAUGGAAAAGACGAUGAAAGCGACCAGCUAUUUUUCACGCAGCUUUACCUAAAUCCAGAGAAAAGGGAAAAGAUCAAUAUUACUUUGGACAACAAGUGCAGAAUAUUUCAGAAUCUCUAUGGAUCUUUAGAUGACGUUGUGCUGAAGUUUGAGGACGGGCGGGUCCGUGCUAGGAAUGUGGUUUAUGACACUUUACCAGUUAUAGUUCAUGGCAACGGAGCUAACAAGCUGCAGCUAAACUACCUGGGCAACUACAUCCCCAAAGUGUGGACGUUUGAAACGGGCUGCACUGAGUGUGAUGAGGACUUAAGGAGUCUGUCAGCUCUCAAGGAGAGCGAGUACCCCUUGGUGUUGAUUGGAGUUUUCAUCCAUCAGCCCACUCCGUUCGUCACUGUGUUUUUUGAGCGUCUGCUCAACCUCAAGUACCCCAAGGACCGGCUUCAGCUCUUCAUUUACAACCACGAGUCCCAUCACGAGCGCAACGUCAAGUUGUUCGUUGAGGCUCACGGGAGCGAGUAUCGAGCUGUGAAAGUUGUCGGACCGGAGGAGGGGCUGGACAACGCAGGGUCGAGGAAUCUGGGAUUGGAUCUGUGCCGGCAGGACGCAGAAUGCGAUUAUUACUUCAGCGUGGAUGUGGAGGUCGUCUUGAAAAAUGCUGACAUGCUCAAAAUCCUCAUUGAACAAAACAGGUCCAUAACUGCCCCCAUGAUCAGUCGCAAUGGAAAGCUGUGGUCCAAUUUCUGGGGGGCCCUGAGUGCUGACGGGUUCUACGCCAGGUCCGAGGAUUACGUGGACAUCGUUCAGGGGAGGAGGGUUGGUGUCUGGAACGUUCCCUACAUUUCCAGUGUCUACCUGAUUAAAGGCAGCGUCCUGAGGACUGAACUGACAGAUAAAGAUCUGUUCCACUCCCUCACACUAGACCCUGACAUGGCCUUCUGCAGCAAUGUCCGGGAACAGGGAGUGUUCAUGUUUGUUUCCAACAGGCAUGAAUUCGGACGCAUUCUCUCCACUGAAAACUGUGUGACGACUCACCUGCACAAUGAUCUGUGGCAGAUCUUUGAAAACCCACAGGAUUGGGAAGAACGAUACAUCCAUUCAAACUACACCCGAAUCAUGAAAGACAAAUUAAUAGAAACGCCAUGCCCUGAUGUCUACUGGUUUCCUAUUUUCACUGAAACCGGCUGUGAUCAUCUGGUUGAGGAAAUGGAACAUUUUGGACAGUGGUCUGGAGGCGGCAAUGAGGACUCUAGAAUUCAAGGGGGCUAUGAGAACGUUCCGACCAUAGACAUUCACAUGAAUCAGGUGGAGCUUGAGAAGCAGUGGCAAAAGUUCUUGCUUGAAUACAUUGCACCAAUUACAGAGAAAAUGUACCCCGGAUACUACACCAAGGCUCAAUUUGAUCUGGCCUUUGUAGUUAGGUAUAAACCCGAUGAACAGCCACUAUUAAGGCCUCAUCACGAUGCGUCCACUUUUACUGUAAAUAUUGCACUGAACACUGUUGGGAUUGACUAUCAGGGAGGGGGCUGCCGUUUCAUCAGGUAUAACUGCUCUAUCCAGGCUCCUCGAAAAGGGUGGGCGCUCAUGCACCCGGGACGCCUAACCCACUACCACGAGGGCCUCCCCACAACCGCGGGCACACGAUACAUCGCGGUGUCGUUCGUCGACCCUUAAGAGAAGCAGCGGCGUUUUUGAAGUGGCAAAAUUUAGGGACUGUUAGAAACUGAACUGACUGAAUUUUUAAAGCCCAACGCAGGAAGCUGUACCAAAGAAAUCCCUUCUGAUAUGCACGCAUAUGAACAGAGUGUUUGAGGGUGUUAUUCCCAAUUGAAGCUUUACGUCUUUGUCUUAUUACAUACAUACAUGCAAGGAGCAGUUGUUUCUUAUGCUUACCAUUGCAGAAAUGUUAUACACACAGAUUGUCCUAAUGGAAAUACUGUACUGUUAAAUCAUGUCACUUAUUUUUUACAAUUGCAGUAGAUUUGUUUUCAGUGACCAGUAGUACAAACGUCAACAGAUUUGUAUAGUAGUAAUAUUGAUGUCUUAAUGUAACCCUGGCAAAACUGGAUAGAACAAUUUUAACGCAUGUUAGGAAUCCACAUCUUCCAUUGCGGAUGUAUUAAAGUUUUAUAUAAUUACUGAUGCAAACUUAGUUGAAUUAAAAAACAAAUAAGAAUUUACUGGACCUACAUAUUUUCUAAAUUGUGAAUACUACAUUAUUUGUAAUUUGAAGCUGUUUCUUUAUUUUGGGUAAGAGGGGUACAGUACAGUAUUUCCAGGCUUUCUGCACAUUACCAACUGGGCCCGUUCUGUCACAAAAGACCCUGGUAAAGGGGCACCAUUUGUAUCUCCUGACAUGCCUUGUUUUAUUUUCAGUACCAGUGGAUGAAUGAAUGAAUGAAUGAUAUACUUGAAGAUAAAAUAAGCCUUGGGUAUUAACAUUGAUUUUCUAGACAGUCAAAUGGAAAUCAAACAAACCCCUGUAAAUGUGACGCCGAUUCUUUCCUCCUUUUUUGAAAAUUAUUCAAUAAUAUUUAUGCAAUCUCCUGGAAAGGUACUUGUGGAACAUGUUGUCACCACGCUGGCAAUCUGGCACAGAAAUGAGAUGCAGCUCUAAUAAAACUGAGGUGAAGAAGAGGGGGGUUGACAACUGUCCCGUUUGGAAGAAGAAGAAGAAUUUAUAAUGAACUGAAAAUAAAACCUUGUGUGUUGGAAUUUCUUUUGGUGCUACUUUUAAAUCUUAGUAAUCCCGAUUUGUUUUAUUAGGUCUGUGGUUUUCUGUUAAGCAACAAUUUCCCUAGCUCAUUUGGCUACAAAUGGAAUAGACAGUUAGAGGUAAUCUUUGCCAUUAUUUGGUCAUAAAGUACACAGAUAUUCAGUCAAUAUGAUGAUGAGGCAGUUGUGUAAGUUUAUAACCCCUCCUGUUAUGAAGAAUACAGUUAUUCGUUCACAUGGGCUGAAAGAAAGGGCAUCUAUGCAAUAGUUUUGUACAAAGGGACAAAACGAGAAUGGUACUGAAAGCAAUAGGCUAUUAAAACAGGAAAGAGGACCAAAUAAACGCAGUAGUGGAAUCGUUGGAAGUAUCUUUUUUUUUAUGUGUGUGUGUGUGUGUGUGUGUGUUUUUCUAACUAAACACGUUGGGUAACUGUGUUACUAACAGGACACACUGCUAUGAUUUUAAAAGUGCAUUCAAUUGGGAUACACACCUGUUGUUACACUGCAGUUUAUUUGACCUUGUUAUAAUAUUUAACUGUACUUGCUAUUCAAUAUCACAAAAAUGAACUGUAUGAACUGUUUGAAUGUAGCUGCAUUGGAAAUGUACUGUAGUUACAGUUAGUCUUAUAACUUGUUGUUAAAUGCUACUGCAGGUAACUACGUGUGAUUUUGUAAUGCUGUGAUGGUCCUAUCUGUAUAAAAUUGCUAUAAAGUA